Molecule: messenger RNA, 2017 nt
Organism: Acanthaster planci (crown-of-thorns starfish)
Lineage: Eukaryota; Metazoa; Echinodermata; Asteroidea; Valvatida; Acanthasteridae
Gene: tm2d3
Product: TM2 domain containing 3
Source: RefSeq, a predicted model, not a curated record
UGCAAACACCAUGUUGUAGUUCCUUUUCACUUUUAUCGUUUUUUUUCUAUUCUAAAAUACGCUAUUACAAUGAAAAUGAACCGCAAACAGCCGUUUUUAUUAUUAAUUAUCACGCUGUUAAUACUCCCACAUUACCAUUUGCAAAUUUUUCGAUAUUCUUAAACUGGCAGUGUUUUUAAAGGGUUACACAUUCUUGAUCAACAUGGCAGCGACUUCCUCCUGGCUUCGUUACUGCUCGUUUUUAAUCUUAAUUUCGUGUGCGAUAAAAGUGUGUGGACAAGGGGAAACCACCACCAAGUUUGAUAUACCUACACCACAGCAAACAGAAUCCAAUCCCCCGGCUAGCACCAAAGAGUCCAUCGCUAACAUGACCACUGCCUCAAAUGAGAGCAGUCCCAGUCAAGAAGCGGACCUGACCACAGCACAGCCAACAACCCAGGCUGUGUCCAGCACGGCGAUGCCCAGUUAUCUGGCCGUUUGCCCCAGCUUGGUCAACUGUACCAACUUGAGUGUCGAGUGUCUGGACUGUCAGCUGAAUUCGUCGUGCGUGUAUGGACGAGAGUACAACGUGACCUGCUCUCCCAAACCAGACCUGAAUUGCACAGGAGACCAAGUUUUUAUGAAACGGUUCCGAUGUCGGUACUGCUAUCAGUCAGAUGCCAGCGAACACACUUGUACCCAUAACACCAACUGCAGGGUCAACAGCAACCCGCCCACCAUGGUUCGGGUCAACUGCUCUAUCAACGAUGAUGUCCUCUGUUUAGGUCAGAGGAAGUUUUACAGAAGAAACCGGUGUAACUGGACGUCGGGGUACCGGUGGACCACGGCUCUUACUUUCAGCAUUACAUUAGGUGGUUUUGGCGCAGACAGGUUCUACCUGGGCUACUGGCGGCAGGGUCUGGGCAAACUCUUCAGUUUUGGCGGGCUGGGUGUCUGGACGCUAGUCGAUGUUGUGCUCAUAGCCGUGGGUUACGUGGGGCCAGAGGAUGGCUCCUACUACAUAUGAAGGGCAACAGUAGUGGAGGGUAAAAUGAGCAGGAAGCAAGACACGGUGCAUCUGUUUGUGACUAUCAACUGGGUACUCAUGCUGAACAGUGGUAAUGUUUUUAUCAAUGACGUGCUGCCGAACUAUUCCACCACAGAAAAACAUUUUGACAUGAUUGCAUUCCAAGCUAUUGCAUGAAUACUAUGGAGUCAUGGAGGAUCUGUUGCUGUGCAAAUCAGCCAGCUGGGCCAAACUUCAGGGGCUAAGCUUUCUGUUCAGAAAUUUCUGCAGUCAGUGAACAGGCCAGGGAGGGAUUUGGGCAAAGAUGCGUGAUUUUUGUGGUAGUGAUGCUAGCACAGACUGAUGUUCCUGGGCACGCAAUUCUGCAGCAAGCGGAGAGGUUUUGCAAGAAACUAGCCGGUAGCCUAAGUGAAGUGAAUGUCUACAUCAUCAGUGGAGUUUUGCUUUUUAAACAGGGGAGGUUUGCUCAUUCUAAUCACUAGAGAUCUCUUCAGAACCUCUCACUUCACACCAGGCUGGGUACCUUGAGUCAUUCAAGCAGUGAAGCACAUUUCCAGCACGCUGGUCAUUGAAUUUGAAAAGAUUGAGACUACAUGUAUUGGUAAAAUGAUACAGAUGAAUUCUCUAUCGGUGAAAGCCAUUUGGUUUGAAAAGCUUUUGUGAAUUAAAAAGAAGUUUCAUCAAAUUGGUUUUGAAGACAUUAGAUGUAGUGUAAAUCAAGAAUUGCCCAUGUAAGCUUACAUGUAUUUCCACUGACUGUGAGAGACAUUUGCAAUAUCUGCAGAAUUAUUAGUUCAUAAACCCAACCCGACGAAUGAGCUGCACUUCAGCUCUGCAGAUAGAAAUGACAAAGUGUGGCAAAACCCUUUUGCGGAUGUUAACACUUAUUGUACUAAGAUCACACUGUAAAUACAUGUACAGUAAUUUUUUCAUCAUGAAGCUUUCUUCAUGAAUAAUUUAUUCUGUACAAAGGACAUAUGGAACAUACAUUAAAAGAACCAUUUUAUUAUA